AUGAACUGUCAUGCAGGAACACAGAUUCUGUUAAGUAUAUUACGUAAAAAAUUCUGGAUUCUCAGAGGUAGGAGAGCUGUUCGUAAUGUUAUAAAAAACUGUAUCAAAUGUAAGUGUUAUAAUGUCAAAAGUCAGAUUACAGAACCUGUUCCUUUACCAGCUGAUCGAGUGAAAGACGCAAGAGUCUUCGAAGUUGUCGGGAUGGAUCUUGCUGGUCCCCUCUACAUUAAACAUGGAGAUAAGUCAUGGGUAGUUUUGUUCACCUGUGCCAUUUAUCAAGCCACUCACUUGGAACUAGUUACGCUGUUAAGCACCGACUCUUUUCUUCUUUCUCUGAGACAUUUCGUUGCCACAAGAAGCCGUCCGAGGAUUAUAUAUUCUGAUAAUGAGAACAAUUUCAGAGGUGCAUUCAAAGAUCUUUGUGAAAUUUAUUGGAAUAAAGUCCAUAAAGAAGCUGAGUUGUAUCGAAUUCAGUGGAGAUUUAACCCGCCUACCACCACCUGGUGGGGAGUCUAG
Stegodyphus dumicola is the source of this 516-nucleotide messenger RNA. RefSeq lists its product as uncharacterized. Lineage: Eukaryota; Metazoa; Arthropoda; Arachnida; Araneae; Eresidae. The record is from RefSeq and is a predicted model, not a curated record.